Messenger RNA from Anguilla rostrata (American eel), 1825 nucleotides. Its product is annotated as pseudouridylate synthase 1 homolog. Gene Ontology annotation, cellular component: nucleus. Gene Ontology annotation, molecular function: RNA binding; pseudouridine synthase activity. Bases 207 to 1388 code for a protein of 393 amino acids. The record is from RefSeq and is a predicted model, not a curated record. Gene Ontology annotation, biological process: mRNA pseudouridine synthesis; tRNA pseudouridine synthesis. NCBI's taxonomy places the organism in Eukaryota, Metazoa, Chordata, Actinopteri, Anguilliformes, Anguillidae. The transcript is spliced from 6 exons.
UGCUUCCAUCUACUACCAUCGACACAUAACUUCUCGUGUUCUCUCGUCCCUGCCGUUAUUAUCAUCGCGAUAGUUCUUUUAAAAAAAGAACUAAGAGAGGUUAGAGUUCAUGAAGAAAACUUUUCACGUGGAUUGAGUGAAAUGCUCCAGGAGAUUGCUCGCUGCUGGCGUUAGGUUGACUGCGCUGCCGUGUGACGACCAGCAAGAUGAACGAAGGGCAGCUUGUGAUCAAACCACCGGCCGAUACGGACGAGACGCUAAAGCGAGAAGCUGAGGGUAACGGGAACUGGGGGGAUGUUGAACACAUAGGGAAGAAGCUGAAAGCUAACCCAGAUGAGCCAGACGUUAGGAAAUUUCCCAAGAGGAAAGUGGUACUGCUCCUUGCAUACUCUGGCAAAGGCUAUUAUGGCAUGCAGAGAAAUGUUGGAUCAACCCAGUUCAAAACUAUCGAAGAUGAGUUAGUCACGGCCUUGGUCAAGGCUGGGUGUAUUCCCGAGAAUCAUGGAGCUGAGAUGAAGAAAAUGUCCUUUCAGAGAUGUGCAAGAACUGACAAGGGAGUGUCUGCAGCAGGCCAAGUUGUGUCACUUAAGCUCUGGCUAAUAGAUGACAUUUUGGACAAAAUCAACAGCCAUCUACCAUCACAAAUCAGGGUGUUGGGGCUUAAACGAGUAACUGGUGGCUUCAACUCCAAGAACAAGUGUGACGCCAGGACAUACUCUUACAUGCUUCCGACUAUUGCCUUUGCCCCCAAAGAGCUAGACCAUGAAGAUGGAAGCUAUUGUCUGGAUAAGGAAACCUUGCAGAGGGUAAACCGGCUGUUCUCGUGUUACAAGGGCACUCACAACUUCCACAACUUUACCUCCCAGAAGGGCCCACGGGACCCCAGCGCCCGCCGCUACAUCAUGGACAUGGUCUGUGAGGAGCCCUUUCAGCAGCAGGGUAUGGAGUUUGCCGUCAUCAAGGUGAAGGGACAGAGCUUCAUGAUGCAUCAGAUCCGUAAGAUGAUUGGCUUGGUGAUCGCCGUAGUGAAGGGCUACGCUAAAGAGUCCAUUCAGGAGAGGAGCUGGGGUGAAGAGAAAGUGGACAUUCCGAAGGCUCCAGGUCUGGGCCUGGUGCUGGAGAAGGUGCACUUUGAGAAGUACAACAAGCGCUUUGGGGAUGACGGAGUCCAUGAGCCCCUGGACUGGACCAACGAGGAGGAGCUAAUUGCUGCAUUCAAGGAGGAGCACAUCUAUCCUACCAUCGUGGAUACAGAGCAAGAGGAGAAGUCCAUGUUGAGCUGGAUGAAAACUUUGGGCAUCCAUGACUUUGAGGCCACUGUGACAGAGCCUCAGGGUAACAGAGACUUGACACAGGAUGAUGAUGAAGAUGGAAAUGGAUCAGACUAAAUGUCCAAUGAAACUGUGGACAGACACCUUUUGCUCCCGAAGAAGGCAUUGGCUUGCUGUUUGCUGUGGAAGAAUUAGUUCUCCAUACCUGCUCAUAAAAAAUGUUUUUAGUAAUACUCAGGUGCUUUAUUCAUGUGAAGACUGAUUGUUUUAUCAUUUUGACAAAGAGGGAUCUGUUAUUUACAGUUAUGGUAUUAAAACAUGGUUCUUGACUCUGCUGGAGGUAGAAGGAAAUGGCAUAACAUCAGAACGUAUAUGAUUACCAAAUGUGACUUCAUGCUGCUGACAACACUCAGUCAAAUUCCUCCAUAUGCAUUGUGGAUGUAAAAAUGCAAAAAGUUAGACAUGGUCCAAAGGUUGCAUCUUUUAUUUUCUGUUCAUCUUUCUGAGCUUUUUGCGUAUGAUGCUUUUGCAUUAAAUGUAAUACUUUUUGUCCA